Molecule: messenger RNA, 3295 nt
Organism: Sinocyclocheilus grahami
Lineage: Eukaryota; Metazoa; Chordata; Actinopteri; Cypriniformes; Cyprinidae
Gene: syde2
Product: synapse defective 1, Rho GTPase, homolog 2 (C. elegans)
Exons: 6
Coding region: 23-2566 (847 amino acids)
Biological process (GO): cell migration; regulation of Ras protein signal transduction; signal transduction
Cellular component (GO): synaptic membrane
Molecular function (GO): GTPase activator activity
Source: RefSeq, a predicted model, not a curated record
GUGGUUUGAUGGCGCUUCAUUGAUGUCUGCAGAAGCGCGUCCUCGCCGUCUCCUGCUGCCUGCUGCUAAAGUCAAACACCGGACCGACCCGGCCGAGGAGAACGAUGCCGACGACGAGGGCGAGAUCUGGUACAACCCCAUCCCGGAGGAUGAAGAGGCCGAUCUGCCGCGCUGCGUUCCCGUCAUCAGAGUCCAGACGAGACAAGCGGACGCAGACGAGAGACAGACGCAGGACGAGAGCAGAGCCACAGAUCCUUCAGAGCAGUCCACUGGUAGACUUUCUCCCUCUUCUAGUCCCAACCCAGCUAAAAGGAGCACUACUAUCAACUGGUCUUUUCCUGAUAAAAUCAAGUCACCACGGACUGUCCGAAAACUCUCUAUGAAGAUGAAGAAACUGCCUGAUCUGAGUCGGAAGCUUAGUGUUAAAGGGAACCCAUCUAGCAAUGUGGUUAUCAGCAACAGCCAAUCAGAACCCAGGGCUCACUCACCAAAAGUUAAUGGGAUGGCAGAGCUGGGCCAGUCCCAGUCCAGACUGUCCCCAGCAGGUGUGACGACUGCAUUGGCAAGUGGUAAUGUGAUUUGGUGGUACCAUUUGGACAGCAGUGUUUCUACGCAGCACAACUUCGAUAAGAGGAGGAGCAAUAGCGGUGGCGUGCCCAAAUCGGCCAGUAAGGGAGGUUACCUAAGCGAUGGAGACUCACCCGAACUUGUCGCCAAGUCAGGAAAGCACGGAAACUCAGAAAGAAAGACCGGUAAAGCCCGGGACAGGGAUCCCAAUGGGAACGGUGGAAGUCCGAGGCUCCCUGGCACGGAGCUGGAUAUCGAUGCCUUCCGUUCAUACAGUUUCUCUGAGCAGCCAAAGUGCCUAACGCACAUCUCUGGACUAAUGAGUCUGCACUUCUAUGGCGCAGAGGACCUGAAGCCACCACGGGUUGAUUCCCGUGACGUCUACUGCGCUAUCCAGGUGGACUCGGUCAACAAAGCUCGCACGGCCUUGCUGACCUGUCGGACAGCCUUCCUGGACAUGGACCACACCUUCAACAUUGAGCUGGAGAACGCUCAGCACCUCAAACUUGUUGUUUUCAGUUGGGAGUCCACACCAAGAAGGAACAGGGUGUGUUGCCAUGGGACUGUGGUUCUCCCGGCCUUGUUUCGUGUGAGUAAGACACAUCAGCUUGUGGUCCGCCUGGAACCACGUGGAAUGAUCUACGUGAAGCUGAGCCUCAUGGAGCAGAGGCAGAACUCUCUUGAUGGCCAGGAUCAUGAAAUGCAGGUGUUUGGUGUAGAGGCUUGGCGCGUGGUGGAACGGGAAGCUUCUGGAUUAAUGGUUCCACUGCUCAUCGAGAAAUGCAUCUCUGAGAUCGAGAGGAGGGGUUGUCAGGUGGUGGGUCUGUAUCGUCUGUGCGGUUCGGCUGCGGUGAAGAAGGAGCUGCGGGAAGCGUUUGAGAGGGACAGUCACGUCGUCGAGCUCUCGGAAAACAACUACCCAGAUAUUAACGUCAUUACAGGCGUGAUGAAGGACUACCUCCGUGAGCUUCCUCAUCCUCUCAUCACCAAGCCACUAUACGAGUGUGUUCUGGACUCGAUGGCCAAGAGGCCACUGCAGAUGGGAAGCGGCGGCUGCGAGAACGACCCGGCCGACUCGGAUCACGCCGUCAGUUUGCUGGAGAUCCUGCCGGAGGUUGAGAAGGCGACCCUGCAGAAGCUUCUGGAUCACCUGAAGCGUGUGGCGUCCCAUCACGAGGUGAAUAAAAUGACCUGUCAGAACCUGGCGGUGUGUUUCGGGCCGGUUCUGCUCAGCCAGAGACAGGAGGCGUCCUGCCACGGGAACCGGGUCUUCAUCGACUCCGAGGAGCUUGCCAGCGCUUUGCACUUCAAGAAACACAUCGAGGUCCUUCAUUACCUGCUCCAGCUCUGGCCAGUUGUGGAUGCUCAGGGUAAAUCUCCGGUUCCUGCCUCGGUGGAGUCGCUUCCCGCAGUGACGGCUGCCGUAAGGAGGAGGAAAGAGCGUCCACAGGUGCUAAAUCUAACCGAGGUGGACAUGGCAGGCGUUUUGCGGCCCAGAGCUGGCCGUCUGGACAGUCCCAGUAACCGCUAUGCCGGGGACUGGAGCAGAUGCCGGGAAACGUACCUCCAACCGUGCUGCCCAGAGGAGGCAGACUAUGACGACGUUCCCAGCGAAGAACCUCCAAACGCAGAACAGGAGGACUUAUCGAAGGGUACUGGAGAUGUAGUCUCCGAACAAGAAUUGUCUGAGUUGGACCAGGCAGUGGAGAGGGUUGAGGAAAUGCAGAUAGAGGAGGAAGAGGAAGUGAGUGAGGAAGAGAAUACAGUAGUUUUGGACAAGCUACAAUUGGAGGAAACUCUUCCCACAAGCCCCUACGAUCAGAUCCUCCCAGAGCACCGACCCAAAGAGCACACCUACCAGGCCUACAUGAAGAUCCAGGAGAUCAGCCCAGUCCUAAGCAACAGGGUCAACCUGCGGGACCUGCAGGAGAGCAUUGACAUUCUAAUCGGCAAUCUGGAGAGGGAGCUCAACAAGAAUAAACUCAACAUAGGGUACUGACUCUUUACAAGGACAGACAAAAUAUGGUGGUGAUUCCCUAAAGACAUCAGCGCCGUGGAACGUUCUUGCUCCCAUGCACACUUGGGAUGCAUGUACAAGAAGACAUUCCUCACUUCUGAUUUGUGUUUUUGUUUGUCUCCUGGUCUCCAUGUUGUUGAUCUCGUCAUUGAUUUUCUUCUUAUGAGAAGAACUCAUUGAACCCUGAGGGGUGCACCAGGUGCCUUCAUUGUGUUAAGGUGGUGCUUACGACAGCAAGAGCUUUUUACUUUCUACGGAGGUACAAAACAUUAUGAUGAAAACCAAUGCACUUAUGGGGCCUACUGUUAAAUGCACGGCCAGUUCAGGUACAGGUGUGAAGCCUUAUGGUGGGAGAACUAGGUACUACAGAUACAUCCCUAACCCAGGGGUACUCAGUCCUUCUCAUGGAGAUAUUGAAUUCCCUGCCCUAACCCUAAUCCCAACCCUAAAACCCCAAACCCUACAUCAGGGAUCUCGAACGCAAAUUACCUAUUGUGGAGGUGGUGUUAGAUGGUUGUUUGAGAUCCCUGCACCCUACUCUCUAAACUCUGAAUGUUAUAUCCUAACCUUAAUCCUAUCCUGACCCUUACACCCUAAAUAAGGGGUGUCCAGUCCUGCUCCUGGAAAGCCAGCUUAAUCUCCAGCUCUAAUUAAACAUACUUAAUCCAACUAAUCAAGGUCUUUAGGUUCACUUAAAGAGGAGGUAGAUCA